Haliotis rubra (blacklip abalone) is the source of this 1341-nucleotide messenger RNA. Its product is annotated as UPF0047 protein YjbQ-like. NCBI's taxonomy places the organism in Eukaryota, Metazoa, Mollusca, Gastropoda, Lepetellida, Haliotidae. Bases 11 to 529 code for a protein of 172 amino acids. The record is from RefSeq and is a predicted model, not a curated record. The transcript is spliced from 7 exons.
UCCAGUCAAAAUGGCAUUCGGAGGAAAGCACAGCUUUAUCCGAGGUAGCCGAAACUUCAUAGCAUUGUUCCGAUCGUACAAUAUGGCUGCUGGUGGACCGAGUAUGUGGUAUCAGAAGGAGGUAACGAUAGCCGCAAAGAAACGAGGUUGUCAUCUCAUAUCAGACGAUAUUGUGAAACAGUUUCCUGAAAUAAAAAAGAUAUCCGUUGGACUCUUACACAUUCACAUCAAACAUACGUCGGCAAGUGUGGCCCUGAAUGAAAACUGGGACCCUGAUGUCAGGGUUGACAUGGAAAUGAUGCUCAAUAAAAUCGUUCCUGAGGGAGCUGGUUACUUGCAUUCCUGCGAGGGCUCAGAUGAUAUGCCAGCACAUGUGAAGGCGGCUCUGAUCGGAAGCAGCGUCACAGUGCCGAUCACUGACGGGAAGAUGAACAUGGGAACAUGGCAGGGAGUGUGGCUGUGUGAACAUCGCAACCGUGCAGGUUCUCGUCAUCUGGUUGCAACCCUACAAGGAGCUGCGAAACAAUAGCAAUAUAGAUGUAUAAAGAAGAAUUCCACUGCACCGUUCCAUGGCACAUCGAUCUUUUAGGUGCAUGAAGACACUUGUAUAUAUUCAUGUUUUGUUAGGAUUCUUUGUUAAUGGAUCCAAACGAAUGGUUUGCGUACUUUCCUGUAACUAACAGNUCUGUAGAACAGUUGGCAGUGUCUGACAGUUAAAGUUGAUUGUAUUCUCUCCAUAAAGACACAAGUUCACAGUUGCUUCCUGAAGGAGAAACAUGCUACAACUGGUCUUCAGCAACAAAUGCUUGUUGUAAGAGGCGACAAAUGGGAGUGACCGGCGUGCGUGAUGAAUUGGUUGACACAUGUCAUCGUUUCCCAGUUUUGAAGGUUGAGGCUCAUGACGUCAAUCAUUGGAUUGUCUGUCAUCAUAGCUGGAUUAUUGCAGCAUGUUGCAUAAAACAAAACAAAAAACAACAGUCUGCCGAAUUCUCCUCACAGAGGAUGUCGAAAGAGGUCAAGUUUUUCUUAAACAUUUGAGUUUAUGGUUUUGAAAAUAUAUUAGUAGAGCAUUCAAUUAAUAGCUUAGAUGACUUUGGUAUUUCAUGUUUGCCUGCAAGAUUUUGAGGUAGAAAUUUGGGAAAAAGCAACUGGGGUUACCAGGUAAAACACACAUACAAGAGUUACUUCCCUUGCCUUAUUGUUCACAUUCAACUGACGAAUUUUAUUUUAUUCUGUUGAUGUUCUUGCUUAAUAGCAUUAACAUUUUAAGCGACAGAAUGUAUUUCUGUAUAUAAGUUUAUCACCUGAAAUAUUAAUGACAAAAAUAACUCAUGUUAUGUA